This is a messenger RNA of Aureobasidium pullulans EXF-150, 873 nucleotides long. RefSeq names its product putative transcription initiation factor TFIIE, beta subunit. The transcript has a single exon. NCBI's taxonomy places the organism in Eukaryota, Fungi, Ascomycota, Dothideomycetes, Dothideales, Saccotheciaceae. Gene Ontology annotation, cellular component: transcription factor TFIIE complex. Bases 1 to 873 code for a protein of 290 amino acids. The record is from RefSeq and is a predicted model, not a curated record. Gene Ontology annotation, biological process: transcription initiation at RNA polymerase II promoter.
AUGUCUCUCUCGGCCUCUUUCAAGACUUUCAACACAGAGUUCUCGGCUGCCACCACUCGUAACACUCAGCAGAAGCGCCCUGCUGCUGCCGCUGCUGCUACUCCUGCACCACGUCCCUCCACUCCGUCGACCCAGCCCGCAGACCUCAAGCGCAAACGCCAGGACCUCCCACAAAAUGCCGCAUAUUCCCAACCCGCCGACACGGGCUCAGGCCGAGAAGUCAUGACACAAGUUGUCUAUGCCAUCGAUUAUCUCAAGUCCAAGGAUCGUCCAAUCAGUUUCACUGAUAUCUGGAACUACCUCUCUAUCCCCGCCAACCAGCAGCAACACCGUCAAGUCCUGCGCAGGGCGCUUAUGGAGCACCCCAAAGUCGACUAUGACCCCAAAGGCCUGGAUGGACAACACCCUUCUUUCCGUUUCCGUCCCAUUCACAACGUUCGCUCUGCCGACGAUCUCAAGGCCUACUUGCAGCGUCAAUACACGGCUCAGGGCAUCAGUGUAAAAGAACUCAAAGAAGGUUGGCCUGAUGCUAUUCCUGAGAUUGAGCGUCUCGAGUCAAGAGGCGAGCUUCUGGUUGUGAGACAGAAGAAGGACAACAUCCCAAAGAUGGUCUGGCCCAACGACCCCUCGCUCGACCAGCGUAUAGACCAAGACUUCAAAGACUACUGGUCAAAGAUCACUCUGCCUGCCAACCCUGGUGAGCUAAGAGCCGAACUCGAGAAGGCUGGUCUCACUCCCACCAGUCAAGUCAAGGAAGUCAUCAAGGUUUCGGGUGGAAAAGACAAGAAGAAGCGUACUUCGAGAAAGGUUGGCAGAAGUACCAACACUCACAUGGUGGGCAUCCUCAAGGACUAUUCUCAGAUGAAGAAGUAG